CACCAUUAAGCUCUCUCUCUCUCUCUCUCAUCAGUCGCAUUACUCUUUCAAGACUUUUUUUUUUCUUUUCUUCCUCAUUUAGAUUCUUAUAGAGAUGAGAGAGAUUUACAAGUAAGCCCACGUUUCUCUAUUCUAUAGAGAGAAACAGCAAAAGUAAACGAGACGGAGACGGAGAAGAAGACGAAGCAAGUUGUGUAAGAAGAAGAAAGAAGAAGACGGACGGCGGUAUAAAGAUAUUUUUUUUAUAUUCAAUUUUUACUUGAUCGGGUCUUCGUCGGAGGAGAGGUAUUGUUGGCGGCGGCGGUGGAGAUUUGAAGUUGUCGUCUGUUUCAAGGUAUUGGGUUGCUUUUGAGUUAGAUUGGAGGAAACCGUUUGAUUAGGUUUUUAAAAUCGUGUGGGAGAGGAGGAGGAUUGGGGGAAUAUAUAUAUAUAUAUAUAUAUAGAUGAAAGCUCUGAGAAGGAUUCAAACGACGUCGUCGUCUUCUAAUCCUUCAUCGCCAUUAUCAUCUCCUCCAGCUUCUUCUUCUUCGUCGUCUUCGUGGAUCCAUUUACGUUCUGCUCUCUUCGUUGUUGCUUCUUCAUCUCCUGCUUCUUGCUCUUCUUCUUCUUCUGAUCGGACACGUCUUAAAUCACCAUGGUCCCGGAGGAAAAGGAAGAAGCCACUCAGACCUCAGCAGUGGAAGAGAUUCUUUAAUCCCGACGGUAGACUACGGAAUGGAGGAGUUGAUUUAUUGAAGAAAGUUCGAAGUAGAGGUAUUGAGCCCAGCAUUCGGCUGGAGGUGUGGCCAUUCCUUCUUGGAGUGUACGGUUUUAAUAGUUCGAAAGAAGAGAGAGUUACUAUAAGAAACCGGAGAAGAAAGGAGUAUGAGAGACUACGCAGGCAGUGCAAACGGCUUCAAAAACACAAUAACGGGACUCUUAAGUUAAACAGGGGGAGUGACACUAUCCAAGAUGAGUACGAUUGGCCUCAAGUGCAAGACACUGACAGUUCAUGUUCUGAUGAAGUUGUCAGUGCCCGCGAGUCUCUCUCAAGUGAUGAAGACAUCACUGAAGAUAUCGGGUACAUGAGUGAAGUUUCGUGUACAGUUGAGAGAGACGGCAGUAGUUCGAGACGAAUCACCAAUGCUACUAUCUCUACACUCAAUUCCGAGUCAUCAGAUUCUGAUUCUUCAGAUGGGAGUGAAGUGGUACAGGUCUUUUACUCUUCCGAUACUCCAGAUGUGAGUAGUACCUAUCCAGCCAACUCAACUAUCCCCAGGACAGAAGAGGAUUUUGUGACGUGGCAGCGUAUCAUUCGUUUAGAUGCCGUGCGUGCUAACUCAGAGUGGACCCCUUAUUCUCCAUCUCAGGCAGUAAUAUCAGAGGACAGAGCAUGUCGUGCCGCUGAAGCAGUCGGGCUAAAAGAUUACAAUCACUUGGAACCGUACAAAAUAUUUCAAGCUGCUCGGCUAGUUGCUGUUCUUGAAGCUUAUGCUUUGUAUGACCCUGACAUUGGGUAUUGCCAAGGAAUGAGCGAUCUUCUCUCUCCUAUACUCUCUGUAAUCCCUGAUGACCAUGAAGUGUUUUGGUGCUUCGUCGGGUUUAUGAAGAAAGCUCGUCACAAUUUCAGACUGGACGAGGUUGGAAUCAGAAGACAACUCAACAUAGUCUCAAAGAUAAUCAAAUCCAAAGACUCUCAGCUUUACAGGCACUUAGAGAAACUCCAAGCUGAAGACUGUUUCUUUGUGUACAGAAUGGUUGUAGUGAUGUUCAGACGAGAGCUAACACUCGAUCAGACACUCUGUCUAUGGGAAGUGAUGUGGGCAGAUCAAGCAGCAAUCAGAGCAGGGAUGGGGAAAUCUGCAUGGAGCAGGAUAAGGCAGCGUGCACCUCCAACGGAUGAUUUGGUGCUCUAUGCUAUAGCGGCCUCGGUGUUGCAAAGAAGGAAACUUAUAAUAGAGAAAUACAACAGCAUGGAUGAGAUUCUAAGGGAGUGUCAUAGUAUGGCAGGACAAUUAGAUGUGUGGAAGCUCCUGGAUGAUGCACAUGACCUCGUCGUUACUCUACACACCAAGAUUGAACAUUCAUUCUCAUAAAUUUUGAUCUAUUUUUCUUUCCUGCGACUUGUCCAAGAUGGAUUCUUGGUGAACUCCCUGGUUCCGUGCAGGCCCGAAUUGGGCCGUGAACUCUCUUAUCUGUUUAUCCUGGCCGAUUGAAAUGAGGCUAGAGAUUGGAAGGAGUUGUUCUGGUGAAGAGAGAGGGGGUGUGUAAUUUUAUUAAAAUAAAUGUAUGUGUGUGUUGUGAAGAUUGUGAAAAAGGUUGAGGAGGGUUUUUCUAAAUCCCUCAGGGAAAGAUAUUCUUUUACUUGAAAAUAUAUGCAUAUGGAAACAAAGCUGUGCAAAGAUGUCGAUUUAGAAGAA
Molecule: messenger RNA, 2399 nt
Organism: Camelina sativa (false flax)
Lineage: Eukaryota; Viridiplantae; Streptophyta; Magnoliopsida; Brassicales; Brassicaceae
Product: rab GTPase-activating protein 22
Biological process (GO): activation of GTPase activity
Molecular function (GO): GTPase activator activity
Source: RefSeq, a predicted model, not a curated record